AUGACGCCCCGGCCGCUGCUCCUGCUCCUGGGGUUCUGCUCGGCUGGCCUUGUCCUGGGCUCUGAACAUGAGACACGUCUGGUGGCAAAGCUAUUUGAAGACUACAACAGCGUGGUACGUCCAGUGGAAGACCACCGCCAGGCAGUGGAGGUCACUGUGGGCCUGCAGUUGAUACAGCUUAUCAAUGUGGAUGAAGUAAAUCAGAUUGUGACAACCAAUGUUCGUCUUAAGCAGCAAUGGGUGGAUUACAACCUCAAGUGGAAUCCAGAAGACUAUGGCGGCGUGAAAAAAAUUCACAUUCCCUCAGAAAAGAUCUGGCGCCCAGACCUCGUUCUCUAUAACAAUGCAGAUGGUGACUUUGCCAUUGUCAAGUUCACCAAAGUACUCCUGGACUAUACGGGCCACAUCACAUGGACACCUCCGGCCAUCUUUAAAAGCUACUGUGAGAUUAUCGUCACCCACUUCCCCUUUGAUGAACAGAACUGCAGCAUGAAGCUGGGCACCUGGACCUAUGACGGCUCUGUGGUGGCCAUCAACCCGGAAAGCGACCAGCCAGAUCUGAGCAACUUCAUGGAGAGUGGGGAGUGGGUGAUCAAGGAGGCCCGCGGCUGGAAGCACUGGGUGUUCUACGCCUGCUGUCCCUCCACCCCUUACCUGGAUAUCACCUACCACUUCGUCAUGCAGCGCCUGCCCCUCUACUUCAUCGUCAAUGUCAUCAUUCCCUGUCUGCUCUUCUCCUUCCUCACUGGCCUGGUGUUCUACCUGCCCACAGACUCAGGAGAGAAGAUGACUUUGAGCAUCUCUGUCCUGCUGUCCUUGACUGUGUUCCUCCUGGUCAUUGUGGAGCUGAUCCCCUCCACCUCCAGUGCCGUGCCCUUGAUUGGGAAAUACAUGCUGUUCACCAUGGUGUUUGUCAUCGCCUCCAUCAUCAUCACCGUCAUUGUCAUCAACACACACCACCGCUCGCCCAGCACCCACGUCAUGCCCGAGUGGGUGCGGAAGGUUUUUAUUGAGACUAUCCCAAAUAUCAUGUUCUUUUCCACGAUGAAAAGACCAUCUAGAGAAAGACAAGACAAAAAGAUUUUUACAGAAGACAUUGAUAUUUCCGACAUUUCCGGAAAACCGGGGCCUCCACCCAUGGGCUUCCACUCUCCUCUGAUCAAACACCCUGAGGUGAAAAGUGCCAUCGAAGGUGUCAAAUACAUCGCAGAGACCAUGAAGUCGGACCAGGAGUCCAAUAACGCGGCUGAGGAAUGGAAGUACGUGGCCAUGGUGAUGGACCACAUUCUCCUUGGAGUCUUCAUGCUUGUCUGUAUCAUCGGGACCCUGGCUGUAUUUGCAGGUCGGCUCAUUGAACUAAAUCAGCAAGGAUGAGCCGAAAGCUGAGGUGGGCUCACCUCUGCUCCAGGACCAAGCAGAGCAGAGACAGACAGCGGACACAGGAGGGUUCAUCUACUUGGUUCAUUCAUCAACCAUUUAAUUUUCCAUAUUUGUUAUUAAUUAAGUGUAUGUCAGGU
Molecule: messenger RNA, 1517 nt
Organism: Condylura cristata (star-nosed mole)
Lineage: Eukaryota; Metazoa; Chordata; Mammalia; Eulipotyphla; Talpidae
Gene: CHRNA1
Product: cholinergic receptor, nicotinic, alpha 1 (muscle)
Exons: 9
Coding region: 1-1374 (457 amino acids)
Biological process (GO): chemical synaptic transmission; monoatomic ion transmembrane transport; nervous system process
Cellular component (GO): postsynaptic membrane; synapse; neuron projection
Molecular function (GO): acetylcholine-gated monoatomic cation-selective channel activity; transmembrane signaling receptor activity
Source: RefSeq, a predicted model, not a curated record